This is a messenger RNA of Linum tenue, 1368 nucleotides long. The record is from the annotation of a GenBank genome assembly. Lineage: Eukaryota; Viridiplantae; Streptophyta; Magnoliopsida; Malpighiales; Linaceae.
AUGGCGAACGAAUUUGAAGUGACAAUCACUUCCAGAGAAAUCGUCAAGCCAUCUUCCCCUUCAAUCCAUCUCCAAGAACCCUACCUCCUCUCCUGCUUCGACCAGCUGGUUCCAUCCACCUACAUUCCCCUCAUCAUCUUCCAUUCCUUAGCCAACGCCAAUUUCGACAUCUACCAAGUCCUCGACCACGCCAAAUCAUGCCUCGCCGACACAUUAGCCGUCUUCUACCCUAUCUCCGGCAGGAUCCAGCAGAACUCAAUCGUCCACCGCUUCGACGCAGGCGUGCCCUUCCUCGUCGCUCGAGUCACUUCCACUCUCUCCCGCUUCCUCGAAUCCCACCAGCACAAUGGCAGCAACCUCAACAAGCUCCUCCCCUGCCGCCCAUUCUCUCAAGAGCCCUCUUCCCCUGAAGGAAUCCCUCUCAUGACAUUUCAGAUGAACAUCUUCGCCUGCGGUGGGAUCGCCCUGGGAUGCGGACUCUGCCACAAGAUCGGCGAUUCGGCAACUGGGCUGGCCUUCGCCAGAACCUGGGCCGCUUUCUUCAGCGGCUCCAGAAGAAGAAUUUCCCGCCCGGAUUUCAUCUCUGCCUCUUCUCUGUUCCCGCCCAGAUCCCCAAUGCCGCCGCAGUACGUCGCCGUGAUCGAGAAAAUGUGGUUCAGGGACUACAAUUUCACCACCAGGAGGUUCUUCUUCAGCCCGGAAUCCAUCGCCUCGCUCAGGCACCUGGCUCGAGGCGGAACCGACGCCGCCUCGACGCUGCUGCCAACCAGCGUCGAGGCGGUGUCGGGUUUCCUCUGGAAAUGCUUCAUUUCCGCGUCGAGGGCGGUCUCGUCGACGACGAGACCGUCGAUGCUGGGGCUGGAAGUGAACCUGAGGAAGCGGACGAGUUCCCGAACGCUCGAACGAGCGUUCGGGAACUUGUUCUGGCCCGCGACCGCGGUCGUGAUGCCCGAACAGGGCACUCUGCCGCUAGAGGAGCUGGUGAAGCUGAUUAGCGACGCGGUGGCGGGUUUCGACGAGGAAUACGUGAAGAGCCUGCAAGGGGAAGAAGGGUUUCAGAACAUUGCCAGGAGUUUGGAUGCUUUGCAGGAGAUGCUGGAGAUGGAGCCCGAUGUGCUGGAGAUCGGGAGCGUCUGCAAUCUGGGUCUGGAUCAAAUGGAUUUCGGGGCAGGAGACCCCGGUAUGGUCACCAUUGGAGAUGUUAGAUCCAAGUUCAGCAAUUUCGUGAUCUUGGCUGAAGCCAGGCUCGGGAAAGGGAUCGAGGCGUGGAUGAUUAUAGAGGAGAAGAGGAUGGGGUUCAUGGAGCAGGAUCGGGAGUUCUUGAAGUAUGCUGUUCCAAUCACUAGCCUCAAGAUGUCCAAAUUGUGA